GUUAUUUCAUAAUAUGUGGUAAAAAUUCCUUGUAAAGCAUAAAGAAAGAGUUUCACAUUGGCGCAAUAUCCAUCAGAUCUCUACAAUUUCUGUCUAUAACACAAUGAAGCGGUGUCAGCGGAUGCUGUUUCAUUUUGUCGUCUUUCUUUCCAUGAUUGUUCAACAGAUCCUAGCAAUGGGGGUUGUUUCGUGCAAUAGUGAUGCGGAUUGCGGAGCUAAUUCAUUUUGUAAUGAACAAUGUCGGUGUAAAGAAGGAUUUUUUUCUUUUGGAAAUGAAUUUUGUCCCUCUGGAGUAGGCUGUUUUGCAACAUGUGAUAUCGCUGGCGAUGGUUCCGAAUGUAAUAAUGGAAAAUGUCAAGUGAAAUUUUAUUUCCCGGAAUGUGUCUGUGAGGAGGGAUUUGAAGGCGUACAAUGCGACGAAAGAAUCAGUACAACCAUGACUACCACCACAACAGAGUCAACCACCACUCGAAGACGAAGCGGUGCACUUCCAGUUCUAGCGGCAGCAGUAGGUAUUCCGGUGCUCGCGCUAGUAGCCGCUGGGAUACUAGGAACUGCUGCCUUUUCUGGAUAGAGUGUGUUCGAAUCUUAUUACUUCAGUAAAACUGUUCACAAAUACAUGUAUGUUGUUUAAGAA
Molecule: messenger RNA, 637 nt
Organism: Saccostrea cuccullata (small rock oyster)
Lineage: Eukaryota; Metazoa; Mollusca; Bivalvia; Ostreida; Ostreidae
Product: neurogenic locus protein delta-like
Exons: 3
Coding region: 104-574 (156 amino acids)
Source: RefSeq, a predicted model, not a curated record